AUGUCUGGACAAGAGGCUCAAGCCCCAGGGGGCCAGGGACUGCCCCGAGAUAUGCUGGCGGAACAGGUGGAGCUUUGGUGGUCCCAGCAGCCGCGGCGCUCAGCGCUCUGCUUCACCGUGGCCGUAGGCCUUGUGGCGGGCUGUGGGGCGGGUGGUGUGGCACUGCUGUCCUCCACCAGCAGCCGCUCGGGCGAGUGGCGCCUCGCAGUGGGCACUGUGCUCUGCCUGCUGGCCCUGCUGGUGCUGGCAAAGCAGCUGAUGAGCUCGGCUGUGCAGGACAUGAACUGCAUACGCCAGGCCCACCAUGUGGCCCUCCUGCGCAGCGGAGGAGGGGCCGAUGCCCUCAUGGUGCUGCUCAGCGGCCUCGUGCUACUGGUCACUGGCCUGACCCUGGCCGGGCUGGCCACCGCCCCUGUCCCUGCCCAGCCACUGGCUGCCAUGCUGUCUGUGGGCAUCGCACUGGCUGCCUCGGGCUCGCUCUUGCUGCUGGGCUUGCUGCUAUAUCAGGUGGGUGUGAGUGGACACUGCCCCCCCAUCCUUGCAGCCACCCCCUCUACUCCCAGUGGCACAAGUGGCAGCAGCGGCAUCUUCAGCAUCUCAGGACAGUUGUCUGCUGGGCGGCGGCAUGAGACCACAUCCAGCAUUGCCAGCCUCAUCUGA
Molecule: messenger RNA, 660 nt
Organism: Cynocephalus volans (Philippine flying lemur)
Lineage: Eukaryota; Metazoa; Chordata; Mammalia; Dermoptera; Cynocephalidae
Gene: TMEM125
Product: transmembrane protein 125
Exons: 1
Coding region: 1-660 (219 amino acids)
Source: RefSeq, a predicted model, not a curated record